UUCAAGUGUUCACUAACAAAAGUUGUUUGUGUACUUGUGUAGGUGAUAGGCGCUCGGUUUUGUAGUGAUUCGUCUUAAUUUAAUUAAAAUAGAGUAAUUGAAAAUGAAGUGGUGGAAUAUUUUAUUGAUAGUGGCUAUGUUUAGUUUAUUAUUAAUCGUGAUUCCUAUUUCCUAUAAGUCGGGCAAUAGUAAACAACAGUUGCAAUUAAUGUUUGAUGAAUACAUACAAAAGUUUAAUAAAAGUUAUAAAAAUAACCCAGAAGAGUACGCAACGAGAUUUGAGCACUUUACGGCUUCUUUACAAGAAAUAGAACAGCUUAACAGCCAAUCUCGUGGGUCCGACACUCAAAAGGCCCGAUAUGGCUUGACCCAUCUCUCCGACAUGUCCAAAGCCGAAUACAGACAGUUGCAUCUCUCAGAUGAACAGCUCAAGAAGUCCCCGCGCGAGUUUAAUCAGACAUGGAGCCGGUUCAGAGAACAGAAAAGGAUGGAGCACUUGAAACAAAUCGGGCCUUCUUAUGUGAGGACAAAAAGGGCAGCUGGCAGUUUACCGUUAACAGUUGACUGGCGAACCAAAGGCGUGAUAGGGCCAGUUCGGAGCCAGGGCAUGUGCGGUGCCUGCUGGGCCUUCAGCACUAUUGGCAUCGUCGAAGCUAUGGCUGCCAUCAAGACCGGCAAGCUUGUGCCGCUCAGUGUUCAGGAAGCCAUAGACUGCGCAACGCUUGGCAACGCCGGCUGCCAAGGCGGGGACAUAUGCCUACUUCUAGACUGGCUUAUGAUCUCCAAAACAGCGGUCCAAACAGCCACCGAAUACCCGCUACGACUCAUGGAUGGCAUAUGCCGACUCAGUAAGAAUACUACUGGUGUGAGGGUCAGGACGUUUACGUGUGAUGAUUUCGUGGCCUCUGAAGACAAGAUACUAGAAGCCCUCGCCACGCACGGGCCGGUGGCUGUGGCGGUCAACGCGCUCACAUGGCAGAAUUACCUCGGCGGAGUCAUUCAGUACCAUUGCCCCGGUGGCCCGACCGACUUAAACCACGCGGUGGAACUGGUCGGCUACGACUUGUCGAGCGACGUGCCGCACUACGUCGCCAAGAACUCGUGGGGCGGCGAGUUCGGCAACGGCGGCUACGUCGGCCUCGCCGUCGGCGGCAACGUGUGCGGCCUCGCCAACGAGGUCGCUAGCGUCGACGUGCUCUAAACAAGUCACUUUCUUUCACAUGUCCAAUGAUAUUAUAACUCCAAAUAGGUUAUAGGCGUUCCAAAAUUGAAGCGCUUACCUUGUACAAAUUGUCUCGCGCCUAGGCAAGCGAGAGAUGUACACGUGCUAACGAGCUCCCGCACACCGCGAGAGAAAGAGACAAGCUUAUGUUGAACAACGAGUGUAGCAAAUGUUUUUUACGAAAUGAUUCGUUUUCUUCAGUACCAUGUAUAUUAACCGCAGCUUUUAUCAUCAAAUAAUGAUAUGUAAAAGUGAAAGUGAAGAAAAAAAAAGUGUAAAAGGGAAGUGGUGAGUGUGAAGUGUUGUAUGAUAAAGUGAUUUGGAUUUGGAUUUAAAAAUAGACUGAAUAACGUAGGCAGCUAAAACACGUUGAAACUCACCGGUACUACCGGUAGCUGUUGUUUUUUUAUACUUUGAAAUAGGAAAUAACUCGAGAAAUAAUUGUUAAACUUGCCAUAUUACCAAAGCAAUUUAGAUUGUAUUUCUCAAUUGGAACACACCCCCGCCGUUUCAAGUCAUAAUUAACAAAUUGUCUUAUGCUAAGCGUGGUACAAUUGUAUAAAUACUUCUUAAUAACAAAUACUUGCUGAAUUUUGCGAUUAAGCGCCACUUACACCAUCUCACUAACCCGUGGUUAAACCGGUGGGAUGGUGCAAAUGGCCCUUAGGGGGUCCCUUUGUUUGACAUAAUUAUUGAAAGUCAUAAUGUAAUGAUUGUCAAAUUAUCAUUAGUCAUAAUUCUGGAACCGUUAACUUUUCAGGAUUUUCCUCAGGUUAUCCUAUAGAUAGAUUAGGUUGGGUUUGUUUUAUGGCAAUCCUGAAAAGUUACGCGUUUCUGAGAAAAACCAAAUUUUGACUAACGAAAAUGUGGACAAACAAUACAUUAUGACUUAAAACUUUAUGGGAAACAAUAGAGACCCGGCGCUUAGUGGUACUUUAGUUAGAUGAGACGGGGUGUCAUAAUUUAUUAGUUUUAUUAUUAUUCUCUAAUUUUAUAAUAGUAUUCUCGAAUACUCAGCCUACCUUUUAUGCAAUGGUAGGUUAUUUAAUCCUCCGCCCCGCGUUGCUUCGCUAGAUCAAGCAAGGCAUUUUAUACCUCAUUAAAUUAUUGUUUUAAGUUUAUAAGCUUUUUUAUAUGUAUAUUAUAUAGGCAAUAAGUUUAAAUUUAUCUUAGUUGUUGCGAUAUGUUGUGUUAUUGGUAUGUUUUUAGUUUAUAAAUAACAAACGUUUUUAUUACACUAUAAGACUGAUAAUGACAUAUAAAACAAUAUGUUAAAUCUAUGUUCAUUACAUUGUGUAAGUAUUCACUAAAAUAUUACAGGAUGUAUUUAUAUUACAUAUAGUUAAGUAAGGUGAUAAAUUGCUCGUAUGUGUUUUUUCUUUACCAAUUAUAAUAUGUUCCAUAUUAAAUAAGAAUACGUAAUUUAUAUCAUAGAUAUUCAAGAUAUUUAAAAACCACAUUUCAUUCAGAUAGGAGCUGAAAGUGGUAACUUGAUUUUAUUAGUUAUGUGGAAAUAUAUUUGUGUAGUUAUUUACUCCUUUCUUUAAACCGUCCUGGAGUGCCUUUGUUUUUUAAUA
Molecule: messenger RNA, 2799 nt
Organism: Cydia strobilella
Lineage: Eukaryota; Metazoa; Arthropoda; Insecta; Lepidoptera; Tortricidae
Product: cathepsin O-like
Exons: 6
Coding region: 104-1201 (365 amino acids)
Cellular component (GO): lysosome
Molecular function (GO): cysteine-type endopeptidase activity
Source: RefSeq, a predicted model, not a curated record